Messenger RNA from Dufourea novaeangliae, 1959 nucleotides. Its product is annotated as blood vessel epicardial substance-like. The record is from RefSeq and is a predicted model, not a curated record. The transcript is spliced from 9 exons. Gene Ontology annotation, molecular function: cAMP binding. Lineage: Eukaryota; Metazoa; Arthropoda; Insecta; Hymenoptera; Halictidae. Bases 471 to 1754 code for a protein of 427 amino acids. Gene Ontology annotation, cellular component: sarcolemma.
CGGUUUUCGAACAAACCUUAAAUUAGGGGCCGAGUGGCCUAUUUUAUCCCCUUUCGGAUUCCCAAUUCUCUAGACCGUCGUCUCUACUUGCCCCUGCUAGAGUGACGUCUUUCUGCUAGUUUGACGUACAUUAGAUAGCAAGUUUGUUUCGCGUACGAAGCUUGGUUUAUUUCAACUAUCGGAUCGCUCGACGUCACUGUUGAUUUUUUCAUCUGUAUGCCUUGCGUACGAUCACAUCUAUUCAAAUUUUCCAUGAACGUUUCCAUAGUCUUCCCACAGCUGUUGGUAAUGCAAAUACCCUUCCUUAACUUGAAAUCCACGAGAUGGUAUUUGUCUUCGAGCUCUAAUUUUAGCUGAGAGUAGAAAUGUGAACGAUGACAGGACAUUCACGAGUGGCAUAUAGCAUUCAAAUUAAUAUCUUCUAUGAAUAAAGUAAGACGAAAUUGAUUCAGCUUGAUGGUGAUGCUGGGAUGUGGAUCUGUUUUGAUCCUAUAGGUAGCCGAGAAGGCUGGCGUGCUUCUAUUUUAUUUCUUGUAAUUCUCUCUUUGACGUCUUUCGGUAUCGAUGCCAGCUUAACGAAUGCAGCUGCAUCUAAUGUUCCUCAUAAUACUGUCACGUCGGAAGUGUCACUACCGAUCUCAACGCACCAUGAAGACGACGAAUGUAGGAAUGUGACCACUGAUAAUAGAGCAGCUACUGGUUUGUCAGUGGUCAGUCACGAAUCUGGUUCUCCACAUUCGCCGAUAGUGCCUCCAACCUUUCUGUACGGAGUUCUUACCUGCCAGCCGUAUCAAGGAAUUUCUGUGAACCACAUCUACUUUCAACUAGCGAAUGCCUUCUUUCUAUUGUCACACCUUGCACCAAGUGGCAUACACGGUGUACUCUAUUUAAGGUGCACUCUACUCGUGGGCUGUGCCUUUCUUGCUUUGUGGGGCUGGACAAUAGCUUGCUGGCUGGACGCUGCUCUCUGGAAUGCUCUGUUUGUUGCCAUCAACUUCGUCCAUGUAUGCACGCUUCUUUACAAGCUCAGGCCUAUCAAGUUUUCAAGGGAAGUUGAAGAGGUGUAUAUUGCAGUGUUCCAGCCGCUGAGAGUAUCACGUCAUCAAUUUAAAAAAGUAUUAAAUUGUAUGAAGGUUAUACGACAGUUGAAAUAUCAAGAAGUUUAUGCCCAAGAAAAAGUGACCAAAGUAGAUUCUUUAUCUUUGGUACUUUCUGGAAAAUUAGUAGUAUCACAAAAUGGAAGAGCAUUGCACAUUGUCUUCCCACAUCAGUUCCUGGAUUCUCCAGAAUGGUUUGGUGUCUCCACGGAUGAGUACUUUCAGGUAUCAAUAACAGCUAUGGAGGAAUCAAGAAUAUUAUUAUGGCAUAGAGACAAGUUAAAAUUAAGCAUAAUUAGUGAUCAAUUUCUGCAGGCAGUGUUUGAUCACAUUUUGGGAAGGGAUGUAGUAAAAAAAUUGAUGCAGGUCAGCGAGACAAUGGCUGCUAGUAGUCAUCAGCAACAAAAUGGUCAAGUAAUUGGUUUGGGUGGUAUUGGAGCCUUAGAAAAUGAUCCCGACACCAAACUUUUCGUUGUGAAAAAGACUGGUGACAGUCAAGGUAUUACCGCUCUCAUCAGUCGUCAACUUCAAGAAGAGAGAAUGCCGCUGCUGUACACGACUCAGGAAGUGCUGAACAACACUUUGCAUCAUAUCAAUCACCUACGUACACCUCCCUUAGAUCCUGUGCAACAAAACAAAGUUCAGACUUCCUUAUAAUAUCCCUGUGACACAGGCUGUGCAAUUACCCUAGCACAAAAUUUGUACGUGAUGUAUAUGUAUUAUGUUUCUACAAUGGAUACCCGUAUGUUACACAAAUACCGCCGGGUAAACUCAUUUGUUUUUUUCUUCUGGUUAUUGUAUUCAGGUGAGUUGUCUCUGUGCUUAUGUAACAUUGUUUUACAUGUUGUUCGUAUUAACGAUA